AUGGCUGCAGUGGGCGGCAACAUUGCAUCUGGGUGGGGCUAUGAAGCUGAUGCCGCGUGGUUCAUCCCGGCGUGGACGCUUUCUAUCACACGGUGCGGAUACCGACUCGCUCGGGCGGCGCUGGUUCCUGGUGGGAGGAAAUAUGUUCUGCCUCAUUUGUGA
Messenger RNA from Cladophialophora bantiana CBS 173.52, 162 nucleotides. RefSeq lists its product as uncharacterized. Lineage: Eukaryota; Fungi; Ascomycota; Eurotiomycetes; Chaetothyriales; Herpotrichiellaceae. Bases 1 to 162 code for a protein of 53 amino acids. The record is from RefSeq and is a predicted model, not a curated record. The transcript has 2 exons.